Messenger RNA from Lycium ferocissimum, 910 nucleotides. RefSeq names its product expansin-A4-like. The record is from RefSeq and is a predicted model, not a curated record. NCBI's taxonomy places the organism in Eukaryota, Viridiplantae, Streptophyta, Magnoliopsida, Solanales, Solanaceae. Gene Ontology annotation, cellular component: extracellular region. Bases 14 to 850 code for a protein of 278 amino acids. The transcript has 2 exons. Gene Ontology annotation, biological process: plant-type cell wall organization.
UGAUGUCAAAGCAAUGCAUUAUCCAGGCAAAUCAGCUAGUUUAAAAGAAUUUUUUUUUAAAGCCAAAAUGGCCAAACACCAAAGUUUCUUCAUUUUGUUAAUCACCAUAAUUGUUAUUUGUUUAGUUGUAGCAUUUGAAACCAAACUGGUAGAGGGAGAUUUGGAUGGCAAUGGAUGGAAAAAUGCCCAUGCUACAUUUUAUGGAGACAUGAAGGGUGGCGAAACCAUGAAGGGAGCUUGUGGUUAUGGAAAUUUGUUCCACCAAGGUUAUGGCCUGGAAACAGCAGCACUAAGCACAGCACUAUUUAACAAUGGUGCAACCUGUGGAGCUUGCUUUCAAAUAAUGUGUGCCAAUGCUCCUCAAUGGUGCAAUAGAGGCGUAGUCAUAACUAUAACCGCCACCAAUUUCUGCCCUCCAAAUUACACAAAAACUGUAGACAUUUGGUGCAAUCCUCCACAAGAACACUUUGAUUUAUCAAUGCCUAUGUUCUUGAAAAUUGCCAAAUAUAAAGCCGGGGUUGUCCCUGUAGUUUACAGAAAGGUCAAUUGUCACAAAAAAGGAGGGCUCAAGUUUGAGAUCAAAGGAAAUCAUUAUUGGAUUCUUGUUCUUGUGUACAAUGUGGGUGGUGCUGGAGAUGUUGUCAAUGUCAAAAUCAAAGGAUCUAAAACUGGAUGGUUACCGAUGUCACGAAAUUGGGGCCAAAAUUGGGAGACUUCCGAGAAGUUGCUAGGACAGAGCUUGUCUUUCCAAGUACAAACUAGUGAUGGUCGAUGGGUUCAAUCUGAUAAUGUUGUUCCAGAUAACUGGCAAUUUGGUCAGACAUUCGAAGCCAAGAAUAAUUUUAUUUGAUGAUGUAUUGUAGAAAAUAAGUAUUCUUGAAUCAAUGUAGUCUAAAUUUCUUUUCUCCAA